Messenger RNA from Dentiscutata heterogama, 324 nucleotides. The record is from the annotation of a GenBank genome assembly. NCBI's taxonomy places the organism in Eukaryota, Fungi, Glomeromycota, Glomeromycetes, Diversisporales, Gigasporaceae.
AUGUUUAAUAUAACUGAAGAAGAAAAAAAAAACUAUGUUGCUGACAAUAUAGCAGUUGAUAAUAUUACUGCCAACAAUAUUACUGCUGAUAAUAUUAUUGCUGAUAAUAUUAUUAUAACACUGAAUUUUAAAAUAAUUUCAAUUGCAAAUAAAUAUCUAUUUUCACAAGAAAAUAUUAGAGAUUCUGAUAUUUCAAAGAUGAAGGGAAGGCCAAGUAGUACUAAGUGUGAAAAUACAGGUACUAAGCAUGUUACUAAAAAAAUAUAUACAUAUAGUAUUUGCAAAAGUGCUGAGCAUAAUUCUAGAAGUUGCACAAGAAGAUAA